This is a messenger RNA of Oncorhynchus keta (chum salmon), 1434 nucleotides long. RefSeq names its product basic salivary proline-rich protein 4-like. The record is from RefSeq and is a predicted model, not a curated record. Bases 1 to 1434 code for a protein of 477 amino acids. Lineage: Eukaryota; Metazoa; Chordata; Actinopteri; Salmoniformes; Salmonidae. The transcript has a single exon.
AUGACUGUGAGUGGAGCAGGCCAGGCCCAGGGAAGGAGCGGGCCAGGCACCGGGAAGGAGCAGGCCAGGCCCAGGGAAGGAGCGGGCCAGGCCCAGGGAAGGAGCGGGCCAGGCCCAGGGAAGGAGCGGGCCAGGCCCAGGGAAGGAGCGGGCCAGGCCCAGGGAAGGAGCGGGCCAGGCCCAGGGAAGGAGCGGGCCAGGCCCAGGGAAGGAGCGGGCCAGGCCCAGGGAAGGAGCGGGCCAGGCCCAGGGAAGGAGCGGGCCAGGCCCAGGGAAGGAGCGGGCCAGGCACCGGGAAGGAGCGGGCCAGGCCCAGGGAAGGAGCGGGCCAGGCCCAGGGAAGGAGCGGGCCAGGCCCAGGGAAGGAGCGGGCCAGGCCCAGGGAAGGAGCGGGCCAGGCCCAGGGAAGGAGCGGGCCAGGCCCAGGGAAGGAGCGGGCCAGGCCCAGGGAAGGAGCGGGCCAGGCCCAGGGAAGGAGCGGGCCAGGCCCAGGGAAGGAGCGGGCCAGGCCCAGGGAAGGAGCGGGCCAGGCCCAGGGAAGGAGCAGGCCAGGCCCAGGGAAGGAGCAGGCCAGGCCUAGGGAAGGAGAAGGCCAGGCCCAGGGAAGGAGCGGGCCAGGCCCAGGGAAGGAGCAGGCCAGGCCCAGGGAAGGAGCGGGCCAGGCCCAGGGAAGGAGCGGGCCAGGCACCGGGAAGGAGCGGGCCAGGCCCAGGGAAGGAGCGGGCCAGGCCCAGGGAAGGAGCGGGCCAGGCCCAGGGAAGGAGCGGGCCAGGCCCAGGGAAGGAGCGGGCCAGGCCCAGGGAAGGAGCGGGCCAGGCCCAGGGAAGGAGCGGGCCAGGCCCAGGGAAGGAGCGGGCCAGGCCCAGGGAAGGAGCGGGCCAGGCCCAGGGAAGGAGCGGGCCAGGCCCAGGGAAGGAGCGAGCCAGGCCCAGGGAAGGAGCGGGCCAGGCCCAGGGAAGGAGCAGGCCAGGCCCAGGGAAGGAGCGAGCCAGGCCCAGGGAAGGAGCAGGCCAGGCCCAGGGAAGGAGCAGGCCAGGCCCAGGGAAGGAGCGAGCCAGGCCCAGGGAAGGAGCAGGCCAGGCCCAGGGAAGGAGCGAGCCAGGCCCAGGGAAGGAGCAGGCCAGGCCCAGGGAAGGAGCGGGCCAGGCCCAGGGAAGGAGCAGGCCAGGCCCAGGGAAGGAGCGGGCCAGGCCCAGGGAAGGAGCGGGCCAGGCCCAGGGAAGGAGCGGGCCAGGCCCAGGGAAGGAGCGGGCCAGGCCCAGGGAAGGAGCAGGCCAGGCCAGGCCCAGGGAAGGAGCGAGCCAGGCCCAGGGAAGGAGCAGGCCAGGCCCAGGGAAGGAGCAGGCCAGGCCCAGGGAAGGAGCGGGCCAGGCCCAGGGAAGGAGCAGGCCAGGCCCAGGGAAGGAGCGAGCCAGGCCCAGGGAAGUGUUAUAG